Aspergillus wentii DTO 134E9 is the source of this 2160-nucleotide messenger RNA. RefSeq lists its product as uncharacterized. Gene Ontology annotation, biological process: regulation of DNA-templated transcription. NCBI's taxonomy places the organism in Eukaryota, Fungi, Ascomycota, Eurotiomycetes, Eurotiales, Aspergillaceae. Bases 427 to 1917 code for a protein of 496 amino acids. The record is from RefSeq and is a predicted model, not a curated record. The transcript is spliced from 2 exons. Gene Ontology annotation, molecular function: zinc ion binding; DNA-binding transcription factor activity, RNA polymerase II-specific.
UCAAGCGACUUUCUUUUAUCCUCCGUUGCAGAGACCCAUGCAGUAGCCUCGAUCGCUGCAAGACUGUGAUCCACAGUAAUAAUUCACCAGAUACCAUAGUUCAAGCGAACUCAAAAAAAGGAAGAACAAAUAGACGCAAACCGCCUUCGAUUUUAAAUCAUAUGCACCAGAAAUUAAUUGCCCCAGAUCUCCGAUCCAACUGCUAAUCCGCAAACUAAGUUAGUCGUCCUCCUUCCACCCCCACCGCUCCAUCUUCAACUCUCCCCAAAAUCUUACCCUCGAUUAUUAUUUCGCCUCUUUCAUCCUCCUUGACCCUCGUCGGAUUCCACUGGCACAGGAGGCCUCAGGACCAGCAGCGUCCAUUUCUUCCUCGAUGCCGACGUCUCCGGAUACGAUAUUUCUCUGCAUCUCCCGUCCGUGACCAGCAUGGUCCAAGUGGCACGCGGCUGUCAACGGUGUUUCGAUGCGCAUGCCAGGUGCGACGGUAAGCCGCCCUGUUCGCGAUGCAGGCAUCUCGGAUUAUCGUGCCCUGGCCACAAUCGCAUCGUCAAACACCACAAUGAAAGCCGCCCUCUACAAUUAAGGUGCCGAUCGGGGCACUCAUAUUCACUUUCACCAUCUCCUUCACCGUCCUCCUCGUCAUCGUCCUCCUCCGAUUCGCACAGUAAGGCCUUGAUUCCACAGAGAUCCGGUCGACCAAGUCCCCAGCAUGAACUCGAACCCCUCACCAUUGACGAAACCUUAUCACCCUCAUUGUCUACCAGGGUCAUUUCCUCCCAGCAGACCAGAGUUUUUACCGACUUCAUACUAUCAUCCUUCCCGUGCUACUUCAAAUGCACCGAAAAGCGUGUAUCGGUCAAUUGGGUGGCAUAUGUCGAUACUCGGCGCGGUUCCAAGAACUCAUGUUUCGAUUGGGCUGUUCGCGCCUGCACCACUACCUACACUGGAUUUCUACAAAAUGAUAGACGCUAUAUGGAUGGGGCACGGGAGUUCUACAUACGAUCUCUCCGUGGGCUUGCAGGGUUGCUCUCAGAUAUAAAUACGGCCAAGUCGGACGAGGCACUUGCAACAGCCAUCUGCCUGUCAGUUUUCGAAAAGCAUAACUGCACUACACCCAGCUCGUGGCUGCGCCAUGCAAAAGGCAUCGAAACCUUGAUGCAGCUCCGUGGUCCGGGAGCCCACAUUCACGGGUUUGGCCGUUCCAUGUACAUCGUUUACCGGAACUUCCUAGUCACCGCCGCAAUGAUCUCGGGAGAAGCAUGCUUCUUAGAAGAACCCGAAUGGCAAGCCCUCAAUGAGCAGAUUGUCUCCGACAAUGCCAAGCAGCCUGACUCUCUCGCCUACACGGAAGUUGCAGAACGCGGAUUUCGCGAGGUCACCAAGAUCCCCGGCUACGUGAAACGAGUACGCGACCUACUCGUCCUACCACAAAAGAAGCAAUCCAAACUCAGGAAACCACUGUUGCUGAGUAUUUUGGGCACUCGGGCGGCUUUGCGGGGUAUCCACACCGAAUUUGGAGUUUCUAUCUCCAUGGUCCGCGCCGGGCACGGCCACAAAGAAGACUUCAUUGGCCCUCUCCCACAGUACUUCUUUGACGGCUUCUCGAGGCAUUCCAUUCGUGGCAUUCGGUCGGGAAUGCUGAUACUGAAUUAUCUUGUAAUUCUUCUCGAUCCAAAACAACGAACAGAAAUCGAAGCCGAGAACGAGAUUCUGUCAGAUGGUAUACGCUCAGACUCCCUUCCCGCAACGCCCGAACCAACGGCCCCCCUCUCUCCUCCCAGCACCCCCGGAAAACCAAAACUGUUAAUCCAGUCUUUGAUUGGACCGGACACCAAACAACCGCCAACGACAGACUGGAUGGAUCGCAUUGUGACCACAAUGGGCAUGGAUGGCGUGCGGGUAAGUCUCCUGGGCUGAUUUGACUAGAUUGCCGUCAAGGGGGCUAUCUAUGGGUUUGGGGUAUUGGAGUUAUUAUGGUUCUAUUCUUGUGAUACCCAUCUAUUUGCGUAUCGGUUGGCUGGUUGGUUAUUUUUGGGCUGGGUUUGGAUUUUGGAAGUAUGUAUACAUGCCGUGAUGAGGCUUCUAUAUAUGGGUUUGUUAUUGACUAUUUGUAUAAAACGUCACUUUUCUCCUGGGAAUCUGCAAAAAGUCCAGUGUCUA